AUUCCAUCCACGACCUGACAAUAAUUUUAGGUCUUGUACCUGAUAUCUGUGCACUUUUUGGUUCAAUUCAUUCUUAAGUAUUUCCUACGGUCAGAGGUCAAUUCAACUUGAAACAUGUGCUGGGCAACUCGUCUCCUCGCCUGGCCUUAAAAGAUUGAGCACUUUAUGUACUGAUGGAUUAUCGGAGGUUCAUGUCAUGUUGCAAAAGACCUGCAGGAAUUUUGCUGAUGGAGAGCUCAAGCCGAAUGCAGCCAAAUUUGAUAAGGAACAUUUAUACCCUAAAGAUCAGAUUAAAACGAUGGGUGAAUUAGGACUAAUGGCAUUAAAUGUUCCGGAAAAAUAUGGUGGAAGUGGUUUAGAUUAUCUUGCUUAUGCUAUUGCAAUGGAAGAAAUUUCUAGGGGAUGUGCUUCUGCUGGAGUUAUAAUGAGUGUUAAUAAUUCACUUUAUUUAGGCCCAAUUUUGGCCUUUGGCAGUGAAAAACAGAAAGAGGAAUUCAUUAGCCCAUUUGUUGAUGGGACUAAAGUAGGUUGCUUCGCCCUCAGUGAACCAGGCAAUGGUAGUGAUGCAGGUGCAGCUUCCACCAAUGCAAAACGCAAUGGAAACGCUUGGAUCCUUAACGGGACAAAAUCAUGGAUAACGAACGGUUAUGAAUCAGAAGCGACAAUUGUAUUUGCAACAACUGAUAAGUCAAAAAAACACAAGGGAAUAAGUGCAUUUCUAACGAAAAAGCCAGUUGAUGGUUUGUCUCUUGGUAAAAAAGAAGAUAAACUUGGCAUCAGAGGUUCAUCCACAUGUAAUCUAAUUUUUGAAGAUUGUGAAUUACCUGAAGAUAGUGUAGUAGGAAGUGAAGGCAUGGGUUUCAAAAUUGCUAUGAUGACAUUGGAUUCUGGACGAAUCGGUAUCGCUAGCCAGGCUUUAGGCAUUGCUCAGGCUUCGUUAGAUUGUGCAGUUGAAUAUUCCAUGAAGAGAAAUGCUUUUGGAGCACCGAUUGCAAAGUUGCAAGCUAUCCAGCAAAAAAUUGCGGAUAUAUCUUUGAAAAUUGAGUCUGCACGACUGUUGACGUGGAGGGCAGCUCAGCUAAAGGACAAAGGGCUAAAAUACACAAAGGAAGCUGCAAUGGCAAAACUGGCAGCCUCAGAAGCUGCAACGUUCGCUUCUCAUCAGUGUAUUCAGGUUUUAGGAGGAAUGGGUUAUGUAAGUGAAAUGCCUGCUGAGAGACACUACAGAGAUGCUCGCAUCACUGAAAUUUACGAGGGAACUUCCGAAAUCCAACGUUUAGUAAUUGCAGGAAACGUGUUGAAAGAAUAUGGAUUCUAAAUUACUCAACUUAAAUUUUUUAUUUAUCCAUCCUGUUAUAGCAAAUCUCUCUUAAAUCGUUUUGUAAUUUUUGCACUAGUAUUAUGUUAAUGCACGUAUGUUUAAUUAAAAAACCUCUCAAAGACUGAAAGAUAUGUGAUUUAAUGUUCAAGGUUUAAACAAUAUAUUUUUAAUAUUUUAAUGCAUA
This is a messenger RNA of Cimex lectularius (bed bug), 1505 nucleotides long. It is a transcript of the gene Arc42, whose product is annotated as short-chain specific acyl-CoA dehydrogenase, mitochondrial. The coding region runs from base 197 to 1318 and encodes 373 amino acids. Lineage: Eukaryota; Metazoa; Arthropoda; Insecta; Hemiptera; Cimicidae. Gene Ontology annotation, cellular component: mitochondrion. Gene Ontology annotation, molecular function: flavin adenine dinucleotide binding. Gene Ontology annotation, biological process: fatty acid beta-oxidation using acyl-CoA dehydrogenase; butyrate catabolic process. The record is from RefSeq and is a predicted model, not a curated record. The transcript has 10 exons.